AUGUCUUACAAUGGGAUAGGUUUGAAGUCGGCCAAGGGUUCUUCGACCUCGGGCCACGUACAGAAAUCUUUGGCUGGCCGUGCGGAGGGCCGGAGUAAUGCGAAGAACUAUACUGCACGGAGGGCGGCGCUGAAAAGUGCGUCCAAAUCGGACCCUGGAAAACUUGCUGCCGUGAAACACGAGAGCAUGGCGAAGCAUUUGAACAAAAGGAAAGUGGAGUUGCAGGUAUCCGAGUUGCGGGACAAAUUGGAAGACCAGCAGGAAACCGAUGCUUCCCUGACCGAUGAGGUAAUCGACGAGCGGUGCAACGCUCUGCGUGAAGAGCUCAGUCAAGAGAGAGAAACGGAGGAACAGGUGGCCAAAGUGUACAAAGCGAGACAUAAACGGCUCGAUGAGGACGGGUCCCAUCCUCACACAGAACCCAAAGCAGACCUCUAA
This is a messenger RNA of Huiozyma naganishii CBS 8797, 438 nucleotides long. RefSeq names its product U2-type spliceosomal complex subunit CWC21 (gene CWC21). Lineage: Eukaryota; Fungi; Ascomycota; Saccharomycetes; Saccharomycetales; Saccharomycetaceae. The record is from RefSeq and is a predicted model, not a curated record. Bases 1 to 438 code for a protein of 145 amino acids. The transcript has a single exon.